This is a messenger RNA of Daucus carota subsp. sativus, 1461 nucleotides long. RefSeq lists its product as uncharacterized. The coding region runs from base 1 to 1461 and encodes 486 amino acids. NCBI's taxonomy places the organism in Eukaryota, Viridiplantae, Streptophyta, Magnoliopsida, Apiales, Apiaceae. The record is from RefSeq and is a predicted model, not a curated record. The transcript has 3 exons.
AUGUCUCAAGGAUCCAUGUCCUCACACUCCUCUCAGUCUGCCACCAGCAAGGCUCCCGUUGUCGCGGUUGAUACGGGAUCCUCCUUUAGCCAGGACCUUCAACCUGCCCGACCCAGUUUAGGGGUUAGCUCCAGGACCCGCUCCAGGCGCAAUUUGGUGGUGAAGGAGCUCAACUGGACCACCUCUGAGUCCAACAUGCCAGUGCAGACUCCUCUGGCGGGAGAGUCCCUUGAGAGAGCAAAGCAUGUGUUGGGGCUAUCCACCGGGCUAGGUGAUGGCUCCAGCCUGCUUACUCCAGAAAAUCUGGAGAGGCUCGGUUUUUCCACUACGGUGGUAGAUGCAUCCCCCGUUGACGAGGGGGGUGCAGAUGUGGAGGCGACGGGAAGCCCAGAUAUGGCUGCCAACAUUCCCAAAUUCAUCAAGCGCUCCACUAAAUACGAGGAUCUGUUCGGGGAAGCCUCCGAUUCUCAGGCUCCCCUCUCUGUAAAGCCACUUUCCCAGCUCCCUUCCCCCUCUCUGGAGCAAAAGAAGACCUCCUCCGGGGGUCGCAAGCGGGACCCCUCCAAGACUGCUGAGGCGGGGUCUUCAGCUGAAGGCCGUACGAGCAAGAAGCCCAGGUUAACCCUGGCCCGCAGCUCUCCCGCUUCCUCCUCUUCUCAAAAGACUCAGCUCUUUCAGCGGAUGCUCUCCGACCAGGUCCCCGAGGCUACCGUCCGGGAGUGGGACAGGCUUUCAAUAGCCGAGGCCACCCGUGACAAGGUGGUGGCCAACGCUAAGAGCCUGUUCCUCGAUCUGAAGAUGGGGGAGCAUGUUGCCGACACAGCCCGGGUCAAUGAGAAGAUGAGGGCGGAUUUGAAGCAGGCUAAGGCGGACCUGGCUUCCGCUGUUAAAGACAGAGAUCUUGUUCGGAAGGCCAACCAGGAGCUGAAGGAGGCCGAAGCCAAAGUCCGUGAGGAGAGGAGGAAGGAGGACGCCGUGAGGCGUUCCUUGGAGGAGGAGACAGAUGGCCUGGGGGAGAUGGUGAAGAGGUUGGAGGGCCAGGUGAAGGAGCUGCAGGAGGCUGCCGUUGCUGCAAAGGCGACGAGGAAGGAGCGGGAGGCCGCCGUUUUUGAGGCCGGAGUUGCCGCAGGGGUCAAGGACUGCGUGAAAUCGGCCUACCGCUUCUUCCCCGACAAUGAUUGGGCUAAGUUGGGGCCUGAUGCUGCGGUAGCCCUGGAGGAGGCGAAGGCCGAAGAUGCUUCUGGCCAGGAGAAGGUUCCGGCGACUUCCCAAGGUUUCUCCGGGGGUGGUGUUGAGAAAAGGGGUGUGGCUGAAGACGAGCCGAAGCCCGUGGAGCCAAUCUCUGCGGGAACUGAGGUGACGCCCCCGGAAGGGGUUCCAGCUACAACCCUAGCGACCACCCUGGCUCCGCAAGACAUCCUCCCUGCUGACGAGAAGGGCUCCUCCUCUCCUGCUUCCUGA